AUGAGUGAACGCAAAGUUCUACAGAAGUACUACCCUCCCGACUUCGAUCCUUCGGCUCUCACACGCCGUCGCGGAAACAAGGACGCUGGACCCAAAACACAAAAAGUUCGAAUCAGUACGUUUAUGAGCCCUGGAGACUAUAUACUUAUGCUAACCUCUGUAGUGGCUCCAUUUUCUCUGCGCUGCAGCAUGUGUGGUACAUUUAUCUACAAGGGAAGGAAGUUCAACUCAACGAAGGAGAUAAGACCGGAGGAGAAGUACCUCAAUGUGCAAAUUAUACGCCUCAUUUUUCGCUGCACUGCUUGCCCAAACCCAAUAGUGCUCAAGACGGACCCUAAGAACAAUGAUUAUGCCGUAGUCUCCGGGGCUGUACGAAAUAAUGAGCCAUGGCGCAACCGCGAGGCCGAGAACGAAGACGACGAGCAACGACUUAACCGACUAGAACGCGAGGAAGCAGAAGCUGCAGGCGAAGAAGAAAAGAACGCCAUGGAGGAACUCGAAGCCAAAAACAUGGAUGCGCAGAGAGAAAUGGCCGCCGCUGAUGCGCUAGACGAGAUCCGACACCGAAAUGCACGAAUCAACCGUUCUGAGAAAGAAGGAGUCGAUUUUGCGGACACUAUAGUACGAACAGAAGAUGAGGAAAGGGAGAAGCAGGAAAAGGAAGAUGAAGAGGCUGCCAAGAAGGCUUUCGCUGCUGCACGAGCGCGAAUGGAGAUGGAGGUUAUAGUUGAGGAUGACACGCCUGUUGAGUUAGCUGAGCCAGAACCCAUAGCGCCAGCUCCAGCUCCCAGUUUCAAGAAGGUUAUCAAAAAGAAAAAGGACCAUUCAGCAGCUUUGGGAUUGAAGAGGAAGGCAUAA
This is a messenger RNA of Fusarium graminearum PH-1, 858 nucleotides long. RefSeq lists its product as uncharacterized. NCBI's taxonomy places the organism in Eukaryota, Fungi, Ascomycota, Sordariomycetes, Hypocreales, Nectriaceae. Gene Ontology annotation, biological process: mRNA splicing, via spliceosome. The transcript has 3 exons. The record is from RefSeq and is a predicted model, not a curated record. Gene Ontology annotation, cellular component: U2-type catalytic step 1 spliceosome. The coding region runs from base 1 to 858 and encodes 285 amino acids.